GGAAGUCAUAACCGCGGACUUUUAUUUUGACGGUUUCGUGAACGCGCAUGGUGCGUGAGGUUUUCCGCGAAGAUGGAGGCGAUUGUGUCAGAUCUUGUAGCACCAGAAGAUCUAAAGAGGUUUGAGAAGAAGUACAACACUGAGCUGGUGAAAGGACCCGUUUCCACAGAAACGACUUUUGAAUACGCCUGGUGUUUGAUCAGAAGCAAGUACUCGAAUGACAUUGUAAAAGGCAUUCAUUUAUUAGAAGAACUGGUUCAUAAAAGCAAAAAAGAUGAUCAGAGAGAUUUUCUCUUCUACCUUGCCGUUGCGAACUACAGACUUAAGGAGUACGAGAGAGCACUCAAGUACAUUCGUACUCUGCUGAAGAAUGAACCAGAUAAUAAACAGGCCCUGGAACUGGAGAAACUCAUCAACAAUGCACUAAAAAAAGAUGGCUUAGUUGGCAUGGCGAUCGUUGGCGGUAUCGGUUUAGGUGUGGCCGGAUUGGCUGGUCUUAUUGGUUUGGCCGUGGCCAAAGGUGCAAAGUCCUAAUAUGGAGUUCCCGAUGAGCGUACUUUGAUUCCGUUCCUCUUCAGAAGAGAGACUUAAUGAUUUCUUCUAAUAACAUAAAACCAUAAGGAGGCCUGUCUCUUUUUUUAUUUUUGAUGUUUCUGCCAUGAUUUUCAUAACGAGCUAUGAUAUUUUACCACAUUUCUUUUAGCUUUAUGAUUCUCCAGCUCUUUCUGGUAUGUAUAGAGAUGUGUGGCUGGAAUAAAGUGAAACAUUUUAUGUUUUUCCUCUGAAACUUGUAAUUUUUCAAAGGAAAUUUAACUACAGGGGUUUGCCAAAUAUUAGCAGUACAGAAUAAGACUUAUUGUAUUCGUAUGCACUUUUGAGGUUUUUCUUUUUUCUUUUCUUUUUUUUUUUUUAAUGAAAUAUAUCGAUGUACUUACGCUAGGUAAUCAAUAUUACAUUUUUGAUAAACUACGUUAAACCUCACGUCUAUUAAUAAAUUAAAAUGUGUGCUUACCGAACUUGUACGGCGUGUUGAUUUGGAUGUGUUAUGCAUGAAAAGCCUUGUAAUGCAUUUCUAAGAAGGCAUCAUUGUCAGCACUGUGUUUAUUACCCGUCGGUUAACCUGUGCUGUCAAGUGUUUCAUCUUCCCUUCCUCGAGUGCUUUGUGACUUUUUGUAGCCUAUGCUAAUGUUAUACUAAAAAAUCUGCAAAGAAAAA
Puntigrus tetrazona (Sumatra barb) is the source of this 1215-nucleotide messenger RNA. It is a transcript of the gene fis1, whose product is annotated as fission, mitochondrial 1. Gene Ontology annotation, molecular function: protein binding. Gene Ontology annotation, cellular component: peroxisomal membrane; mitochondrial outer membrane. The transcript has 5 exons. The coding region runs from base 73 to 534 and encodes 153 amino acids. Lineage: Eukaryota; Metazoa; Chordata; Actinopteri; Cypriniformes; Cyprinidae. Gene Ontology annotation, biological process: mitochondrial fission; peroxisome fission; autophagy of mitochondrion. The record is from RefSeq and is a predicted model, not a curated record.